Pelobates cultripes (western spadefoot toad) is the source of this 14393-nucleotide messenger RNA. The record is from the annotation of a GenBank genome assembly. Lineage: Eukaryota; Metazoa; Chordata; Amphibia; Anura; Pelobatidae.
UUUGUCCAGAGAGAGUCUUGAAACGCAGACGUACGAUGAAUCCUGCUUUCUAUUGGCUCAGUGCGAUACCAGAAGGAGGCCUGACACUCAUGCUGCUCUGUGAUUGGUUACUUUAGUUGGAACGCACAGAGGGGCCCUUAACUGCUUAGAAGGCUGACAGAGGCACAUUGUGUUUCCUUCCAGACAGAAGGGUCAGUGAUGGCAGCUUCCCAGAGCCCCCUGUGACCAGGCCCUCCAUAGAGAGAGACCCCCUGGCCUGCCCUCUGUGCUGUGUAAGGAGCCACCUGUGACCAGGCCCUCCAUAGACAGAGACCCCUGGCCUGCCCUCUGUGCUGUGUAAGAAGCCCCCUGUGACCAGGCCUUCCAUAGGCAGAGACCCCUGGCCUCCCCACUGUGCUGUGUAAGGAACCCCCUGUGACCAGACCCUCCAUAGAGAGAGACCCCCUGGCCUGCCCUCUGUGCUGUGUAAGGAGCCACCUGUGACCAGGCCCUCCAUAGACAGAGACCCCUGGCCUGCCCUCUGUGCUGUGUAAGAAGCCCCCUGUGACCAGGCCCUCCAUAGGCAGAGACCCCUGGCCUGCCCUCUGUGCUGUGUAAGGAGCCCCCUGUGACCAGACCCUCCAUAGACUGAGACCCCUGGCCUCCCCACUGUGCUGUGUAAGGAACCCCCUGUGACCAGACCCUCCAUAGACAGAGAUCCCUGGCCUGCCCUCUGUGCUUUGUAAGAAUCCCCCUGUAACCUGUGACCAGGCCCUCCAUAGACAGAGACCCCUGCCCUCUGUGCUGUGUAAGGAACCCCCUGUGACCAGGCCUUCCAUAGGCAGAGACCCCUGGCCUCCCCACUGUGCUGUGUAAGGAACCCCCUGUGACCAGACCCUCCAUAGAGAGAGACCCCCUGGCCUGCCCUCAGUGCUGUGUAAGAAGCCCCCUGUAACCUGUGACCAGGCCCUCCAUAGACAGACACCUGGCCUGCCCUCUGUGCUGUGUAAGGAGCCCCCUGUGACCAGACCCUCCAUAGGCAGAGACCCCUGGCCUGCCCUCUGUGCUGUGUAAGGAGCCCCCUCUGACCAGUCCCUCCAUAGGCAGAGACCUGGCCUGCCCUCUGUGCUGUGUAAGGAGCCCCCUGUGACCAGGCCCUCCAUAGACUGAGACCCCUGGCCUGCCCUCUGUGCUGUGUAAGGAGCCCCCUGUGACCAGGCCCUCCAUAGACAGAGAUCCCUGGCCUGCCCUCUGUGCUUUGUAAGAAUCCCCCUGUAACCUGUGACCAGGCCCUCCAUAGACAGAGACCCCUGCCCUCUGUGCUGUGUAAGGAACCCCCUGUGACCAGGCCUUCCAUAGGCAGAGACCCCUAGCCUCCCCACUGUGCUGUGUAAGGAACCCCCUGUGACCAGACCCUGCAUAGAGAGAGACCCCCUGGCCUGCCCUCAGUGCUGUGUAAGAAGCCCCCUGUAACCUGUGACCAGGCCCUCCAUAGGCAGAGACACCUGGCCUGCCCUCUGUGCUGUGUAAGGAGCCACCUGUGACCAGGCCCUCCAUAGACUGAGACCCCUGGCAUGCCCUAUGUGCUGUGUAAGGAGCCCCCUGUGACCAGGCCCUCCAUAGACAGAGAUCCCUGGCCUGCCCUCUGUGCUUUGUAAGAAUCCCCCUGUAACCUGUGACCAGGCCCUCCAUAGACAGAGACCCCUGCCCUCUGUGCUGUGUAAGGAACCCCCUGUGACCAGGCCUUCCAUAGGCAGAGACCCCUGGCCUCCCCACUGUGCUGUGUAAGGAACCCCCUGUGACCAGACCCUCCAUAGAGAGAGACCCCCUGGCCUGCCCUCAGUGCUGUGUAAGAAGCCCCCUGUAACCUGUGACCAGGCCCUCCAUAGACAGAGACACCUGGCCUGCCCUCUGUGCUGUGUAAGGAGCCCCCUGUGACCAGACCCUCCAUAGGCAGAGACCCCUGGCCUGCCCUCUGUGCUGUGUAAGAAGCCCCCUGUAACCUGUGACCAGGCCCUCCAUAGGCAGAGACACCUGGCCUGCCCUCUGUGCUGUGUAAGGAGCCACCUGUGACCAGGCCCUCCAUAGACUGAGACCCCUGGCAUGCCCUCUGUGCUGUGUAAGGAGCCCCCUGUGACCAGGCCCUCCAUAGACAGAGAUCCCUGGCCUGCCCUCUGUGCUUUGUAAGAAUCCCCCUGUAACCUGUGACCAGGCCCUCCAUAGACAGAGACCCCUGCCCUCUGUGCUGUGUAAGGAACCCCCUGUGACCAGGCCUUCCAUAGGCAGAGACCCCUGGCCUCCCCACUGUGCUGUGUAAGGAACCCCCUGUGACCAGACCCUCCAUAGAGAGAGACCCCCUGGCCUGCCCUCAGUGCUGUGUAAGAAGCCCCCUGUAACCUGUGACCAGGCCCUCCAUAGACAGAGACACCUGGCCUGCCCUCUGUGCUGUGUAAGGAGCCCCCUGUGACCAGACCCUCCAUAGGCAGAGACCCCUGGCCUGCCCUCUGUGCUGUGUAAGGAGCCCCCUCUGACCAGUCCCUCCAUAGGCAGAGACCCCUGCCCUCUGUGCUGUGUAAGGAGCCCCCUGUGACCAGGCCCUCCAUAGACAGAGACCCCUGGCCUGCCCUCUGUGCUGUGUAAGGAGCCCCCUGUGACCAGGCCUUCCAUAGGCAGAGACCCCUGGCCUCCCCACUGUGCUGUGUAAGGAACCCCCUGUGACCAGACCCUCCAUAGAGAGAGACCCCCUGGCCUGCCCUCAGUGCUGUGUAAGAAGCCCCCUGUAACCUGUGACCAGGCCCUCCAUAGACAGAGACACCUGGCCUGCCCUCUGUGCUGUGUAAGGAGCCCCCUGUGACCAGACCCUCCAUAGGCAGAGACCCCUGGCCUGCCCUCUGUGCUGUGUAAGGAGCCCCCUCUGACCAGUCCCUCCAUAGGCAGAGACCCCUGCCCUCUGUGCUGUGUAAGGAGCCCCCUGUGACCAGGCCCUCCAUAGACAGAGACCCCUGGCCUGCCCUCUGUGCUUUGUAAGAAUCCCCCUGUAACCUGUGACCAGGCCCUCCAUAGACAGAGACCCCUGCCCUCUGGGCUGUGUAAGGAACCCCCUGUGACCAGGCCCUCCAUAGGCAGAGACCCCUGGCCUGCCCUCUGUGCUGUGUAAGGAGCCCCCUCUGACCAGUCCCUCCAUAGGCAGAGACCCCUGCCCUCUGUGCUGUGUAAGGAGCCCCCUGUGACCAGGCCCUCCAUAGACAGAGACCCCUGGCCUGCCCUCUGUGCUGUGUAAGGAGCCCCCUGUAACCUGUGACCAGGCCCUCCAUAGACUGAGACCCCUGGCAUGCCCUAUGUGCUGUGUAAGAAGCCCCCUGUGACCAGGCCCUCCAUAGGCAGAGACCCCUGGCCUGCCCUCUGUGCUGUGUAAGGAGCCCCCUGUGACCAGGCCCUCCAUAGGCAGAGACCCCUGGCCUGCCCUCUGUGCUGUUUAAGGAGCCCCCUGUGUAACCUGUGACCAGGCCCUCCAUAGGCAGAGACCCCUGGCCUGCCCUCUGUGCUGUGUAAGAAGCCCCCUGUAACCUGUGACCAGGCCCUCCAUAGACAGAGACCCCUGGUCUGCCCUCUGUGCUGUGUAAGGAGCCCUCUGUAACCUGUGACCAGGCUCUCCAUAGGCAGAGACCCCUGGCCUGCCCACUGGCUGUGUAAGGAGCCCCCUGUAAUCUGUGACCAGGCCCUCCAUAGACAGAGACCCCUGGCCUGCCCUCUGUGCUGUGUAAGGAGCCCCCUGUGACCAGGCCCUUCAUAGGCAGAGACCCCUGGCCUGCCCUCUGUCCUGUGUAUGGAGCCCCCUGUGACCAGGCCCUCCAUAGGCAGAGACCCCUGGCCUGCCCUCUGUGCUGUGUAAGGAGCCCAUUGCAACCUGUGACCAGGCCCUCCAUCGGCAGAGACUCCUGGCCUGCCCUCUGUCCUGUGUAAGGAGCCCCCUGUGACCAGGCCCUCCAUAGACAGAGACCCCUGGCCUGCCCUCUGUGCUGUGUAAGGAACCCCCUGUGACCUGUGACCAGGCCCUCCAUAGGAGCCUCCUGGGAGGGGGAAGAGGGGUCUCAGCCAUGGCUCAGAAUAUACUUACAGCCAGCAGUGACUGGGGACAUCACUAUGGGCUGCCAGUAUCCCUGUGUUACAUGAGCCGGUGGGGAUGCUGGCGGUAUGGAGGCUGUGCUGGCUGUCACAUAAUGUCUGUGUUUCCAAUAAUGCCUGUGUUUCUGUAUUGCAGGCUCGCUCAUAGUACUGAGUCACUUUGCGCUGCGGCUGGACUGGCAAGACCGCUAUCCUGAGGCAGUUUAAGUGUGUGGCGUGGCUUAUGAUUACAGCGGAUAGGGUCUGUGAUAUUACCUGGUCGCCGGCUGAAUCUGUGAGUCAAUGAAAUGCCGCGUAAGAAGCCAUUUAGUGCCAAGCAGAAAAAGAGACAGCUCCAAGACAAGCGGGAACGGAAGAGAGGUGAUUGCUAUUUUCCACUUCUGACGUGCAAAAGAAUGUUAUGUCUGUUAUAUUCCUGAAUUGUCUACUUUUAUCCAAAUUGCCAUUCAAACUUUAUCUAUCUUUAAGUACAGGUUCUAAGCAGUAACAGUUUUUUAUUUUAGGUUACAAAUGUUCGCAUAAUAUUAUCAUAACCGCCUAGCCGUUGGACAGUCUGUGUUGAUGUGUUUUAUCUUUCAGUGUAGUACGAAGAGUACUAAAUAAUCAGGACAUUUCUUGUUUGCACAUGUCUUAAAACUCCAUAUUUUUUGGAUGUCUGUAAAGUCAUUGGUCGUUUAAGGGUUAAUAAUCAUCCACUCUCGUUGUUUCUUCUUCACAGGACCAUUAGAGGCCGGUCGAUCAGAGUCAAACAGUCGAAGUGAGAGCAGGGAGCGGGGUGAGGAGAACACUGAUACAUCAGACAGCGAAAGUAUCAGACCCCAAGUCCGACGCAUCAAUCAACAACCCCAUAUAGUCCGACCUGGAGAGAAAGGAUAUGACCCGAAUAGGUGUGAAUAGGAAUAACAAUGGCAGUGUUUGUGUAAUAAUAUUUCCCAUAGGUUUUCCAGUCAUAGUGUCAGCCUUUAGAGUCUGUAUUAUCUUGCUGUAUUCAGGUGAGCUUGACCCUUGUGGGUACUUUGUGUAUUGCAGGUACAGACUUCACUUUGACAGAGACAGCAAGGAAGAAAUUGAGCGUAGGAAGAAAAUCGCUCAAGAAAAGAUCCUGGAGCCCGUAACAGAGGCAGAACUAGAAGUUGAUAUAGAGAAAAUCUACAGACCGGGGUCUGGUAAGAAAAAUAGCUGAUCCUUAUCUGAUUGCCAUGUCUGGGGGUAUAUUUAUUAUCUGUUGCAUACCUGAAAGGGAGAGGGUAUGCACUAAAUCCAUUAAAAAAAAAAAUUUCCAUUCUUUUUUAUUGAAAAUGUUUUUUUGUUUUUUUUUUUUCAUUUUAUCAUACAUAUGACAAAAUAGUUAAAUUUACAUACAAGACAAAGACAAGUGUAACAGUAACAAACAUAUAAUUUACAUUAUUACAACUGUUCCAAUCUUAAUAUCAGGUAAUUCCCAAGCUAAACGGCUAAGGAUAUCUUAAUAAAAAGAUAAUUUAUAUCUUAUAGAACUAUUGUGUAAAUAAAAAUAAAUAAAUAUAAGUCAGUCCUUUAAUUUAACUUAAGAAAAAACGCUUUACAUCAGUUAUCCUUAUUAUGACCUUUAUAAUUACAUAAUUAAUUCAAGUGACGUUGUCACUUGGGAUUUUUUUCAUAAUGACAGAUUCUUAAUGAAACACUGUUGGAUUUUGUAAACAUUUUUGAUCCAUUUUUUUUUGUAAUUAAAAUGUGUAUAUAUAUUUAUUUGUCUCAUGCGGGACCUGAUAUAUGCCUAGAUGUGACAUUAUGGAUUGCCUCCGUUACCUCGUCCUGUCAUUUCUGGGAGAUGAUGGGAAUAUGCAUUAACUUACGAGACACACAAGAUUUGCCUGGCAUCUUAUUGCACAUACACAUUGACAAUUAGACAAUGAAAACAGUGACUAUUAAAACAGCAUGCAUACCUUGUUAGUUUUUAUUUUACGCUCCACUAGUCCUCGUAUUUUAACAAUCUUUACUUCAAGUGAUUAUUCCAUCUGAUUUAUUGGUUUUGCUGCAGUUUUAAUGUUCAGCAUAACAAGUUCUGUUUGUUUACAUAGUAUACGUUCUGAAAACGCACAAAUAACUGCAGGGACCGCAGUCAAAAUAUAUACCUCACAAAUGCUUUCAAACCUACAUUUACAAUGUAUUUUACACAUCAAUCUUGCCACUUUACUCUUUUUCAUUUAAUAACGUGGUAAAUGGCUUAAAACAGAUUUACAUUAAUCCCAUGAAAAAUCUGACUUUGUUCAUUGCAUUUUUCUUUUCAUUGCUAUUCUUAUAUGGACAAUAUUAUUUUAAAGAAUGUUAAAGGAUCACUAUAGGGUCAGGAACACAAACUUGUAUUCCUGACCCAAUAGUGUUAAAACCACCAUCUAGCCCCCCCUGGGCCCCUCAUGCCUCCAUAAAUAUAGCAAAAUCUUACUGUAUUCAAGCCUGAAGCUGUAGCCCUGCAUGCUGUUUGAAUCCGAUAAACAAGCAGUCUGCUGACAUCAUCAGAAGUGGUAGCCUGAUCUAAUCACAAUGCUUCCCCAUAGGAUUGGCUGAGACUGACAAAGAGGCAGAUCAGGGACAGAGCCAGCAUGAUUCAAACACAGCCCUGGCCAAUCAGCAUCUCCUCAUAGAGAUGAAUUGAAUCAAUGAAUCUCUAUGAGGAAAGUUCAGUGUCUGCAUGCAGAGGGAGGAGAUACUGAAUGUUUGGAUGCAUUUUAGGCAGCCAUGACCCAGGAAGGAUCUCUAACAGCCAUCUGAGGAGUGGCCAGUGAAGUUAUCACUAGGGUGUAAUGUAAACACUGCAUUUUCUCUGAAAAGACUGUGUUUACAGCAAAAAGCCUGAAGAUAAUGAUUCUACUCACCAGAACAAAUUCAAUAAGCUGUAGUUGUUCUGUUGACUAUAGGGUCCCUUUAAUAUUGUAUAUAUUGCAUAGAUCAGGGGUGCCAAAUAGGUAGAUCCUCAGAUGUUGUUGGACUACAGCUCCCUUGAUGCUUUGAAUGCCUUUAGUGAAAAUGCCUGAGGAUUUACCUUUUGGGCACCCCUGGUGUAGAUGUUUAUGUGUAUGCAUACUACAAUUCACAAACCAUAUUUUCAUCACUUCUUCGUUAAGGAGUUCUGUUGCCUUAUUUUUUCUUUUCUAGCAGGCGUCUUUAUGCAUGAACACAAACAAAAAUGUUUUGCCACUGUACUAUAUUUCACAAAAAAAAACAUUUUUAUUUCCCUAAAACAGUUCUCGAUUUUCCAAAAAGGCCGGCCUGGGGUUACGAGAUGAGUAAGGAAGCCGUGCUGUCCCAGGAGGAGAAGGCUUUCAGGGAAUAUUUACAGAAGAUCUAUGAGAACCACAGUCCUAGAGAAUUGAGUUAUUUCGAUCACAACCUGGAGGUGAGACACCAGUUUUACCCAAACUGUUUGGAGCAAGCUGCUCUGGUUAGAUUUCAUCCACUGUGACUUUAAUCUGCAUGAACAAGUUCUCUCUUUUAAUAGCUUGCCAUCAUAAUCCUACUGCCGUCUGGAGGCUUUCCAUAGGGAAUUCUAUGUUUUUUUGUUUUUUUAACCGUCCCAUUCCAUACCACCCCCCCAAAAAUAUUGCAAUAUGUCCUCCAUCUAUUCUUAGUUGCAAGUCUUUACUCAUCUCUCACUGUGUAUUUCAGACGUGGCGCCAGCUAUGGAGAGUUCUAGAGAUGUCAGAUGUUAUAUUGCUUAUAACAGACAUCAGACACCCGGUAACUAUUACUCUGAUACUUAUUUAGUGCUUUCAUUUUGAAGUUCGUACGCUGUGUGCAUCUUGCCUUGUAACUGUAUUAUAAUAUUUAAUAUCUGUCAGGUGCUGCACUUCUCUCCUGCCCUCUAUGACUACGUCACAAAAGAUCUGGGGAGAUCUCUGAUCCUGGUCCUCAAUAAGACUGAUCUGUGCCCACCAUCCUUGGUUGUAGCCUGGAAGCAUUAUUUCCAAACAAAGUUCCCCGAAGUCCACGUGGUUUGCUUUACAUCCUACCCCCGGCACCCUGAGGAUGAGCAGGACCCCUCUUCAGGUGUGUGUGUGUAUGGUAUGAUGGGUUGGGCUAGAUCUUGGGGUCUUUGGCAUUAUCCACAGAAUAAUUGACUAAGAUUUGUCCACACAAGAUUUCUGAUUGCUUGUGUUUUUUUUGUGUUUUUUUCAGUAUUCAAAAAGCGUAGGAAGAGACGUAGGGUGUGGAGCAGCGCAUUGGGCCCCAAUCAGCUCUUGCGAGCCUGUGAAGUCAUCACAGCUGGGAAAGGUACCAUGAUACAAAUAUCAGAAGCUCUCUUUCAGCAUGCCAUCUUCUCAUUAAGCGGUGUCAUGUUGUAAGAUAAAGAACAUGGUGUAUGAAAGUAGUUUUCCUCCUGUUAUUCAUUAUUGUAUGUACUGACCGCUAACUGUCUUCUGAAACAGGUGUUUGCUUGUUUUGGUAUUACACACAUAGUCGCAACUUUUUGAAUUGCUGGAAUUGCGACAGAUUCUUUUUAAUUAGCUUGUAUAACAAUUUUUAUACAAAAUGUUAUGUUUCCCCUUCUGUUUAACAUAACUCGCCUAAUGUAUUUUUUUUAUUGUGUAUAUGUACAGUAUCUCACAAAAGUGAGUACCCUCUUCAGAUUUUUGUAAAUAUUUUAUGUUUUCAUGUGACUAACACUGAAUAAAUGACACUGCUACAAUGUAAAGUAGUAAGUGUACAGACUGUAGAACAGUGUAAAAUUUCUGUCCCCUCAAAAUAACUCCGCACUCAGCCAUUAAUGUCUAACCCGUUGGCAACAAAAGUUGAGUUCACCCCUAAGUGGAAAUGUCCAAAUUGGGCCCAAUUAGCCAUUUCCCUCCCCAGUCUCAUGUGACUCGUUAGUGUUACAAGGUUUCAGGUGUGAAUGGGGAGCAGGUGUGUUAAAUUUGGUGUUAUCGCUCUCACACUCUCUCAUACUGGUCACUGGAAGUUCAACAUUGCACUUCAUGGCAAAGAUCUGAAAUAAAUAAUUGUCGCUCUACAUAAAGAUGGCCUAGGCUAUAAGAAGAUUGCCAAGACCCUGAAACUGAGCUGCAGCACGGUGGGCAAGACCAGUUUCACAGGACAGGUUCCAUUCAGAACAGGUCUCGCCAUGGUCGACCAAAGAAGUUGAGUGUAUGUGCUCAGCGUCAUAUCCAGUGGUUGUCUUUGGGAAAUAGACGUAUGAGUGCUACCAGCAUUGCUGCAGAGGUUGAAGCAGUGGGGGGUCAGCCUGUCAGUGCUCAGACCAUACGCCACACAUUGCAUCAAAUUGGUCUGCAUGGCUGUCAUCCCAGAAGGAAGCCUCUUCUACAGAUGAUGCAUAAGAUAGCCUGCAGACUAAGGACAUGGAUUACUGGAACAAUGUCCUGUGGUCCGAUGAGACCAAGAUAAACUUAUUUGGUUCAGAUGGUGUCGAGCAUGUGGCGGCAACCAGGUGAGGAGUACAAAGACAAGUGUGUCUUGCCUACAGUCAAGCAUGCUGGUGGGAGUGUCAUGGUCUGGGCCUGCAUGAGUGCUGCCAGCACCGGGGAGCUACGGUUCGUUGAGGGAACCACGAAUGCCAACAUGUAAUGUGACAUACUGAAGCAGAGCAUGGUCUCCCCCCUUCGGAGACUGAUAACAACCCCAAACACACCUCCAAGAUGUCUAAAAAAGUUAAAGGUGUAGAUGAUAGACUCGCCAAGCAUGUCUCCAGACCUAAACCCUAUUAAGCAUCUGUGGGUCAUACUCAAAUGGAAGUUGCGGGAGCACAGGGUCUCUAACAUCCACCAACUCUGAUGUUGCAACCUGUGAAGCUCUGGUGAACUCAAUGCCCAUGAGGGUUAAGGCAGUGCUGGAAAAUAAUGGUGGCCACACAAAAUGUUGACACUUUGGGCUCAAUUUGGACAUUUCCACUUACGGGUGUACUCACUUUUGUUGCCAACGGUUUAGACAUUAAUGGCUGUGUGUUGAGUUAUUUUGAGGGGACAGCAAAUUCACACUGUUAUACAGGCUGUACACUUACUACUUUACAUUGUAGCAGAGUGUCAUUUCUUCAGUCUUGUCAAGUGAAAAGAUAUACUAUAUUUACAAAAAUGUGAGGGGUGUACUCACUUUUGUGAGAUACUGUAUGUAAGUGUGUGUGUUUGUGACGAAUGACAGUCAAGAUCAGUAAUUCUAAGGAAAAAGAAAUCGGAUUUUACACAGACACCCACAAAAUCCGAAUAGAAGCUCCUCGUAAAAUAUAUCAUGGUGAUAUAUCACAAAUUAUUUUAGCUAGACCUUUUCAUUUCUGUUACGUAAGAAACAUGAUAAUGUCUGGAUUUUGAUGCUCACGUGCUGUAACAUAUUCCAUCUAUUAUUUCUUCUUGUCUUUUCUAUAAUCACAUCUCCCCUCUUUCUCACCUUUACCUGUUCCCAUCUGCAGUUGACCUCACAAGUUGGCGAAGGAAAAUAGAAAGAGACUCUGCAGCGCUAUGUAACCCUGCCAACGACCGGGCGGAAAGUAUAGUGGAUUCAGGAGACGCCGUCCUCUCCCAGCAGAUCUCCGAAGCAGAAUUGGGAACACCCAGCCGAGAGCUCUACAAAGAUGGAGUGCUGAGCAUUGGCUGUGUGGGUGAGAUGGGUCUGCUAAGAUUUCUCAAUUCCUUUUCUUUUAUUCCUUGGAGCAAACCGUAAAGUCCACAUCCUUCAUAUUUGUUUCAGUAUCCUUUUUCUAAACUCUGCCUUUAAAUUCUAUUCUAAUACUCUCCUGUGCUCUGUCCUUACGCCACAGGAUUCCCCAACGUAGGUAAGUCAUCCAUAAUAAAUGGGCUUGUGGGUCGGAAGAUUGUUAGUGUUUCACGGACUCCAGGACACACCAAAUACUUCCAGACUUACUUUCUGACACCUACCGUACGCCUCUGUGAUUGUCCUGGACUCAUCUUCCCAUCUCUCGUUGAUAAGCAACAACAGGUAAGUGCACAUUGAAAGCAAUACAAUAGGAACAUUUCUUUCUGUGAGUAGUUAAUGACAUCUGUCUCCGCAUUGAAAAUGUUUGCGCUCUUUGUGGGAGCUGCUAAAAACUUGACCUUCUAUUGAUUAGUGGCAUUUAGUCGCAUAGACCCGCUGUGUGAUUUUAGAAGUGUGCAAUGUCGUAACCUUUCAAUAAAUGGGGAAAACCAUGCUUCCAGGUUGGAUUAGGCUGUACCGUAUGCCACCGCUCCACAUGCAGGGUGCUUGGUUGCGCAUAUAAUAUAACCUGUGUGCGCCUGUAAUCCGCUCCUCCCCUCCAUACGUACACACUUUUGCAUUUGGCAUAGAUGAUAUUACUAAAUAUGGUGUCAGAAGUGCCACAAGAAUGUAUUUUAUUUGUGUAGUAUUAUUUCUCAAUAUGACAUAAUAGGCAGCUUAUCUUUAAUAAUCUGCACUGACUGUAAGUGUGUGUAUUUAUUUUGUAUGUUUUCGCUCUGAGUUUUGAUUCAUUUUCUCUCUAACAGCUUCUUGCUGGGAUAUAUCCAAUCGCUCAGAUUCAGGAGCCCUAUACGUCAGUGGGAUACCUGUCCUGCCGAAUAGCUGUCCCACAGCUUCUCAAGCUUUCAUACCCCAACGGGGUAAAGAAUGGUUGGACUGCCUGGGCUAUUUGUGAGGGUGAGUGACUGAUUAAAUCUUAAAUGCGUUCUUUGUGGGUUAUUAGUCACAAAGUGAUUUCUCUCAUUCUGAAUCUUUUUCCUCUUAGCUUGGGCUGAUAAACGAGGGUAUAAAACUGCAAAGGCUGCUCGCAGUGACACGUACAGAGCAGCUAACAGCAUCUUGCGGCUUGCUGUGGACGGGAGACUUUGCAUGUGUAUGAGGCCUCCGGGGUACACCCAGCAGAAAGGUAAUGGUAACAUACCCUCCCCACUUGCCCCUAUAUCCUCUUUUUAUCUUUAUUCUGUGCCCACAUCUUGUCUGUUAAAACUCGCCCUUCUCCCCUCAGAGUCCUGGGAGCAGCAUCCAGAGACUCUGGAAAUUGUAGCCCAUAUCCAGGCCCAGGGCCACCCAAAUGAUGACUUGUCUUCAGGUGGAGAAGAGGAGGAGGAGGAGAUCUCCAGUUCUGGAGAGGAAACAGAGGAGCGAGACCACGAUGCUGAUGAAGAGGAGGAUGCAGAAGAAACCCCAACACCAUCUCAUUCUAAGAAAGCUGGAAAACCCAAAAUGUCUGAUUCAAACCCUUUUGCCCUCCUGGGGGAAGACGAGUGUUAAAUUUGGCAUGGGGAGGGAUUAAGUAUAUGGGUUCAUGCUUUGUAAGAGGCAGUUUUUCUGCGCCCAUUCAUUUUAUUUCCCUUAUGUAUUAUCCUUUCAUGAGUUAGGUUUGGUCUCCGUUAAAAUGGCUGACUUUCCGAGCUCAGUGACUGAGUGAGCAGUCCUAACUCGGGAUGUUCUGCUUACACUCUACCUGGCUGACCUAAACUGAGAGUGAUUUUUGACGGACAUGAUUUGAGAGGAGAGCACAAAGUAAGUGAGAAGCUUGGUUCUCUAGAGCAGUGCAGGGUUAAGGGAUUACCCAGUUCUUUUUGCGUGAAGACUUCCAGUCCAUUAAAACAUUGAAAAGACACGUAGCUUUGUUUUGGAGGGGAUGCAGGAGGUUAGGUUUCCAGGAGCAAUGGCACCAUUUUAAUCUGUUACAAUAUCUCCAAAUCUAGAUAGGUCACAAUAUAAAAUGUCAGAUGGUGGUCCAGUUGCCCUGGGUGGGCUCUUACAAAUGAUUCCUGUAUGAAAUAAGAUUCCUGCUGUAUUACAACUCUUCCUUCUCCCAUUUUCCCAGCAAGUUCCCUAAUCUAGCCACAUAUUUCAAAUGGCUGUUGAUGAAAACCCUCUUGUUUAAGGUUUGGCGUGUGAAAAAUGUAUUUGCUGUGUAAUUGAGGUGAUCGUGUGAUACUAACGACCUGAUGCUAUCAUUCUGAGUGGGGCUGUGAUUGGCUGAGAAUGCAGAGUUUUCUCUAAGCUCAUGCCUGACGUGUGAUUAGCAGGGGAUUCCAAUCAUUCCCACUAUCCUUCUAUCGGCCCUUAUUUUGUCUAAAGUUAUUUGUCCAAAGGACUAAAGCAGUAGCUCAGUCUGUCCUGACAAUAUACAUGUCCUCACCCACAAACUAAUUUCAUGUUUGGGCACCUGCCCUGGAUAUUGUCAGGGUAUUUGCCAAACUGUGAAUUUUUCUGAGUUAAAUUCAGAUGGAAAAAGGUUUAUCUGGAAAAGAAACAUUAACUCUGUUAAUCUUUUUCCUCUGUUUUCCAUUCAGAUUUAGACCUCGAUUUUAAUAUUUGUUUUGAAUAAUUUGAAAAUCUUAUUCAAACAUAUUACAUUGAGGCCUUAAUUGGUGAAGAUUCUGAUAGUCUCAUCCUCUGCCCACGUGUGUGUGUGUGUGUGUGUGUGUGUGUGUAUGUAGUGUAAGUGUGUUCGGAUUGUGUGUAAGGUUUUGCCCCCUCCACAUCACUCUUGUUUUCCAUUUUAUUUUUUAGCUUCAUUCCCACCCCCAUUUUUCAAUUUCCUGGUAAAAGGCAAUUAUUGAUAUUGGCACUGUGAGGUUUAUAUACUAAAUCUUGAAUUGAAAACAAAAUCUGCAGAAAUCGCUCAGCUGAACAAAUUCUACUUUAUUCCUAAAUCUGCAAUUUUGGUAUUGCAAAUUUUCUGUGAAUUCCACCUAAUUCACUAUUUAGGGAAUCGCUUUUUGGCUUUUCCAGCUAUAACAUUUCAUAAAAUAUGACACAUUGAAAGGGGACCAUAGCGCCAGAAAAAUCUGAAACUACAAUUUCAAAAUCUGACCAAUUAUUGAAAUACAGGCAUUUAAAAAAAAAAAAAAAAAAAAAUCUGUUCACUAAACCAGAUACUAAGGAGAAUUGAAUGUAUAUUGAAAACAAUAAAAUACAAUAUACACUUAUAUUUUUUUGUGCCACAGUUUAGCAAAAAAAGUUUGUGUUUCAGAAUUUUUCCAUUGAAGCUAUUUUGGAGUAAACGUUACCAUUUGUGGUUUGUGCGUCAGAUUUGGGGACGUUUGACGAUCUGUUCAAUAAACCUGUUGACAUUCCGCAGUACUGUCCGAGUGGGCUAGGUAUUGGCAGGGAUUAUAAUCCUGUUGGGAUAUAAAUAAAUGCUGUACUUGGCUGAGAGGGAGGGACUACAAUUCUCAAUAUCCAGCAAACUGCUACAAUCAGCUGAGAACAAAAGAAAUCUGUGCUUUAUUUGAAGAGCAGGUCCUUCCCUGCUCCUGACCUUUGCUUUUCAGGCAUGAUGGCCUCUCCCUCCCCUUUGCUUCAGAUGUCUAUUUUGCUGUAUACAAAAUAAAUAUAAUUCUAUUUAAUGAUUC